Messenger RNA from Protopolystoma xenopodis, 450 nucleotides. NCBI's taxonomy places the organism in Eukaryota, Metazoa, Platyhelminthes, Monogenea, Polystomatidea, Polystomatidae. The record is from the annotation of a GenBank genome assembly.
AUGGCAAAACUCACUGAUGAUGCCGGAGAAACGUUUGAGAAUGUACCAAGUCCACUGUCUGAUGCUGGGAAUCAUGACAACUACUAUUGUAGAGGACUUCGGACAAGAUACGUUCUACUAAGUCACCCUGACAACAAGACCAAGUUACGACAACGAGGUCAAUCCACUUCUAUAAAUCGAAAGGAGACAGCGACCAUCCAGGGGGCCAUACCACUUUGGUCUUCAUAUCUUCGAGUACACGAAAUUAUCGCAGACUCUUCCCUCUUCCAGUCUUCUGUUCACCAGGUUUCUUUAAAAGAGGAUAUCCACAGCCUCCCAGAACUCAGAAUAACUACCAUAGGCCUGAAGCAACGCCGGUGUUCCCUUAGCAGCGUAUCUAUUCCUCACCCACUCUCUCAAGAAGCUGGCUCACCUGACGCCUGGCGCCGGCUCUGGUAUCACAGUAGCGCU